ACACCGAGCGUCGCAGUUCGCCUGUCUCUUCCUCCUUUCCGACUUUUAUCAAUCCUGCGACUGAGGUGUGCUCGAUGGAGGAGCCGAAGAAGGGAGUGUCGUCGGAAUUCUCAACGCGGAGCGAGGUGAAGGAAAGCAGGGACUGGCGAGAUGCGACGGCGCUUGAAAACAUAGAUGAUAUUGCGAUCGAAACGGGCGAUGAUAAGUCUGGAUCAAUGAAGUGGAACGUGGAUGAUGCUGCAAAGUCAGACUAUGACAUUGGGAAAGAAGAUGAUAUGCUGUCGAGAGAGUUUGGGAGUGAUUCUUACAGUCCACGACCACCCUCGAGGCCGUUUUCCGUCACUGGUCCACAUAAAGGACGCCGUCGUGUACAUCCGAACCUUUCUCCCGCUAUAUGGCGAUUGAUCAUCUUCCAAGUCGCAUUCGCAAGUAUGCAACUCCUUACAUGCAUAUCAACGCUCGUCGAUGUUAUUAGCCGACGUGCUCAGCCUUCUCCCUUGGGUACACAACAUUUUACCCUCCUGUUUGUAGCAUGGGGCCCCGUCAUCGUUUUUGGUCGUCUUCCUGAGGUUCGCCAACGCAUAAUAACAUGGCCGUGGAAAUCAUGACAAGAAUCCCACUACCGAUAUCUAUACAUAGAUUGUACUAUCUAUUCGUCUUACAUGAAACAAUAAAUCCAGGUUUAAAGAU
Messenger RNA from Laccaria bicolor S238N-H82, 690 nucleotides. RefSeq lists its product as uncharacterized. The record is from RefSeq and is a predicted model, not a curated record. The transcript has 4 exons. The coding region runs from base 75 to 608 and encodes 177 amino acids. NCBI's taxonomy places the organism in Eukaryota, Fungi, Basidiomycota, Agaricomycetes, Agaricales, Hydnangiaceae.